AGUGUGAAUGAAACAUACAUUACAUGAGAGUUUAGUGCUCCAUAAUGUUAACAUCGCCUCGUUUUGGAUAAGAAUAAAUGUAAGGUCAUGCAUAAACUACCUUGUCUCUUUGAAUUUGAAUCUGAAUUUAUUCACAUUGGCCCAUGACAACCUCUAUGUGAACACACUUGCCCAAAAAAAGUGUGGGGGACAUGUCCCCCACGUCCCCUGCAUAUUCUACACCCAUGUGUGUCUGUGUGGGUAUAUGAUAGAGAAAGAGAAAUCAAAUCGCAAAUCAGCUCACGAGUGUCUUCUUGUUACUAUAGCCUCGUUGUCUAUCCCUCUUUGAGGUGUCAUUUGUUGUGGUAAAAAGCUAAAGAGUACAGCUUGCCUUACACUGACAGAAUCGAUAUGCUUUAACUGCUGGAACGAAGAGGGCAGCAGGGGCUCUCGUUAUGGGGUCGAAGAGGAUGACCACAUGCUGACAGGGAAAGAGAUCUAUGCAAGAACAGUAGUCUCACACAGUCCUGCAAUGUGUUUUCCUCCCACACAAACACAUAAAAGCUCAUACACUUGGGAUGUUUUGUCCAAGGGAGACGUUGCCAUUGCAACAAAAAUCAGAUAAGAAAAUGAUUUAUAGUGUAUAAAUAAAACAAAAAUAUUACGAAAUAUAUGAUCAGAUAGUGUGGAAGUAAGGGGGGUAACUAUGAAAUAUAUUUUUUUUCUGUUGUGUUGACUGCCCUGAUGUCUCUCUUUAUUUUUAAGACAGGGUUCACCCAAAAAUCAAAUCUCACCCUCAUGCCAUUCCAAAACAUAAUAACUUUCUUACUUCCAUGGAACACAAAAGAAAAUAUUUUGAAUGUCAAUGGUGUCUUACUGCUCAGUACUUGCAAAAUAAGUCUUGAAAGCCUACAUGGAAAAGAAUCAUAAGAUUGUACAUCUCAAUCCUGCCUGAAAAAAAGUGAUAUUGUUUGCCAUAUUACCCACCCCUACCCUGCGGUACACAAAUCUCUGACGUAAAACUGUCAAGAAAACAACAAUAGGCUUCAACAACUUUAUUGUUCAGGAAAAAGGUGGAUAAAGCUGAAUUGAUUGAAACACUGAAGGAUUUAGGGCAGUGUAUACUUGCUGAACUCUACUGCCCUGCCCUCUGUGAAGCAAGAGGAAAUAUAUCACUGGCAACAGGAAAAAACAAAGACUUGAUAUCGUUAUGUGGAUAGGAAGAAGGAAUGUGGCCAAGCGUUUUCCAGAUAAACACAAUGGACGUCAGAUGGGAACAGCUCGGCACACUCCGUCAGAGGCUGUUGUAUUUGGACAGUAUGGAAGCCACUGUUCAUUUCAGCAUUAAAGUGUGGCCAAAUAGAAGAUGGAAGUAGCCAAAACCAAACUCCACAUGGCACCUUGGAAGUAAGGAGACAACAUGGACACAGUUGUCACAUAGUCUUUUCUCUCAAUGAGAAGGAUUCGUGGAGAGCUUGUUGAGAAACUCUUGAAAGCCUGUCAUUCAAUGAAGUCCAGCCGCAAUCGCAGGGUUCGAGAGGAGAGAAUGAUACGCUUGACCAGCCUUCCUCUUCGGAGGCACUCUUGGAUAUGCUUUGAUGUGGACAAUGGCACAUCAUCAGGACGCAGUCCGCUGGAUCCCAUGGCCAGCCCGGGGUCAGGUCUCAUCCUCCAGGCCAACUUUGUGCACAGCCAGAGGAGAGAGUCCUUCCUGUACCGCUCUGACAGCGACUAUGACCUCUCACCAAAGUCUAUGUCCAGAAACUCCUCCAUCGCCAGUGACAUACAUGGGGAUGACAUGAUUGUUACCCCUUUUGCACAGGUUCUGGCAAGUUUAAGGACUGUCCGGAAUAAUUUUGCUGCUUUAACAAAUGUACAACAGGAAAGGGCCAAUAACAAGAGAUCCCCCAUGUGUAACCCACCUCCCAUCACAAAAACCUCCUACACAGAGGAGGCCUACCAGAAGCUGGCCACAGAGACCCUGGAGGAGCUGGACUGGUGCCUCGACCAGCUUGAGACCCUACAAACCAGGCAUUCGGUCAGCGAGAUGGCAUCCAACAAGUUCAAGAGGAUGUUGAACAGAGAACUGACUCACCUCUCAGAGAUGAGCCGAUCUGGUAACCAGGUAUCCGAGUUCAUCUCCAGUACAUUCUUAGACAAGCAACACGAGGUGGAAAUGCCAUCGCCCCAGUCCCAAAAAGACAAGGAGAAGAAGAAAAGGCCGAUGUCCCAGAUUAGCGGUGUAAAAAAACUAACGCACAGUUCCAGCCUUACCAACUGUAACAUCCCCCGGUUUGGGGUCAAAACUGAAACAGAAGAUGAGCUGGCCAAGGAGCUUGAAGAUGUAAAUAAAUGGGGCCUUAAUGUCUUCAAAGUGUCAGAAUUUUCUGGGAACAGACCUUUAACGGUUAUGAUGCACACAAUAUUCCAGGAGAGGGACUUGUUAAAGACGUUUAAAAUUCCCCUCGACACGUUUAUCACCUAUCUGAUGACUUUAGAGGACCAUUACCAUGCUGACGUUGCCUAUCACAACAACAUCCACGCUGCUGAUGUCACACAGUCCACUCACGUCCUGCUAUCAACCCCUGCCCUUGAGGCUGUGUUUACAGACCUUGAAAUUCUUGCUGCCAUAUUUGCCAGUGCGAUACAUGAUGUCGACCAUCCUGGCGUCUCCAACCAGUUCCUCAUUAACACUAACUCUGAGCUGGCCCUCAUGUAUAAUGAUUCGUCUGUGUUGGAGAAUCAUCACCUGGCUGUAGGUUUUAAACUGCUGCAGGAAGAGAACUGUGACAUCUUCCAGAACCUGACCAAGAAACAGAGACAGUCACUCCGCAAGAUGGUCAUUGACAUUGUUCUGGCCACAGACAUGUCUAAGCACAUGAAUUUGUUGGCAGAUCUGAAAACCAUGGUGGAGACCAAAAAGGUGACCAGUUCAGGGGUAUUACUGCUGGAUAACUACUCUGACAGGAUACAGGUCUUGCAGAACAUGGUGCACUGUGCAGACCUCAGUAACCCCACCAAGCCACUGCAGUUGUACAGGCAGUGGACGGACCGCAUCAUGGAAGAGUUCUUCAGCCAGGGGGACAGAGAGCGGGAGCGCGGCAUGGAGAUCAGCCCCAUGUGUGACAAGCACAACGCUUCAGUCGAGAAGUCACAGGUGGGCUUCAUCGAUUACAUCGUGCACCCACUGUGGGAGACGUGGGCCGACCUCGUGCAUCCAGACGCCCAGGACAUCCUGGACACGCUAGAGGACAACCGGGAGUGGUACCAGAGCACCAUCCCCCAGAGCCCCUCUCCAGCACUGGACACCAACAGCGAGGGCAGACGCGCCGCCGGCCAGGAGAAGUUCCAGUUUGAACUGACUCUGGAGGAGGACGGAGAAUCCGACACAGAGAAGGACAGCGGCAGCCCUCCUGAUGAAGAGGAGGAGGAGGAGGAGGAGGAGGAGGAGGAGGAAGAGGAAGAAAACAGCUGCAGUGACUCCAAAACCCUUUGCACACAGGACUCUGAAUGUACAGAGAUCCCCCUGGACGAGCAGGUGGGGGACGGACAGGAGGAUGAGGAGGACGAGGAGGACGAAAACGAGGAGGAACGGGAAUUAUCAGAACCCUGUGUUUUAGAGGAGGAGGAGGAGGAGGAGGAGGAAGACGACGACACUGCCAACACAUAACACAGUAUGAAACGGCAUCUGAACUUUUUUUAUAUUAGAGAUGAGAAACACUUAUUUAUGGUUAAGAUACUAGUUUUUUUUUCAUUGUCUAUUUUGCAUAUGUCAUUCAGAAGUGCUUUUUAAUGUCCACCUUUAACAUGUUUUUCUUUUUCAUUCCGCACUCUUUUUUUGAGUUUCAACCAUUGUUACACUCAGGAAUAUCUUUUCCACCUGUCAGUCAUACAAACAAAUGAAAGGUUAAAAAUCUUGUCUUUUAUUCCCGGUUUUGAGGUACCUUUUUUUUCUUUUUUUUUUUUUUUUUGACUGAAGCAGUAUUUUAAAAAACAUUUAUCUUAGAAAGCAGCUGUUUUUUCACCAACAAUACACUAUUUUUUCCUGCAAUUCGAAGCAUUUUAGCAGACAAACGCUUUAGGAGUGAAUACUUCAUGCUUUGAACUUCACGUCUUCCUGAUGCCUUGAAUGUGUUAUUGAUCUGGAUUUAGUUGUCUGUUGUGUUUGUGUAUCAAGGAUUAUUUGAAGUGAAUGACAUGGUACCAAAGUGAAAAAACAAACAAACAUGUGAGAUUAUUUUCACAUUUAAAUUACCAUAUUUGGGGGUAAAUAUGCAAAUGUGGUAAAAAUGUGGCAUAUCUUUUUUUUUUUUUUUUGACUUUGAUUUAAAUGGAUAGUUCACCGAAAAAUGAAUCAUUUUAUCAUUUACUCCCCUCACGUUGUUCCAAACCUGUAUGAAUUUCUUUGUUCUGCUGAACACAAAAGAAGAUAUUUGGAAGAAUGUAUUAUAACCAAGCAAAUCUCGCCACCAUUGACUACCAUAGUAGGAAAGAAAAAUACAAUGGGGGGCGAGAUCUGCUUGGUUACAAACAUUCUUCCAAAUAUCAUCUUUUGUGUUCAACAGAACAAAGAAAUUCAUACAGGUUUCGACAACUUGAGGGUGAAUAAAUGAUAACAGAAUUUUCAUUUUUGGGUGAACUAAUCCUUUAAAUGAAUACAUGACUUAAAACACGUCUUCUCAGCAUGGCCAUAUUUCAACUUUAAAAUUUUAAUUCCCCCAAGAACAAAAUCUCAUGAUUUUGUUGUAAAACAAUAGCUUGAAUAAGCCUUAAAUGUUUUUGGUGCCUACCAAAAAUGUACAAAAACACGCUAGUAGUGGAGUAAAAUUAUUCCUGGGUACCAAUUCAUGCAUGAACAAUGAGAUCUUAUAUUGUAAUUAAAUAAUAAUGCUGUUAAUAAUAAUAAAUAAUAAUAAUAAUAAUAUUCCAGGGCAUCAGUUCAUACAUAAGAAUAUAUUAUUAUAAUUAAAUAAUAAUGCUAUUAAUAAGAACAAUAACAUUAAUAUGAAUAAUAUUCAUUAUUAUUGUUAUUAUUCUUAUUGUUGUUAAUAAUAGCAUUAUUAUUUAAUUAUAAUAAUAAUAAUAAUAAUAAUAAUAAUAAUAUUAUGUAUGAACUGAUGCCCAGGAUGAUGAUGAUGAUGAUGAUUAUUAUUAUUAUUAUUAUUAUUAUUAUUAUUAUUAUUGCCUUGCUCAAAAAAUGUUUUGCAGCUGUUUGGUGCCAUGUCUCUGGCCAGUUAAACAGAAAACAACUGACAUUAAUGAUGAAGCUCAAUUUACUGGUUUCUGUUGUCACAUGAUCACAGGACAAUCAGCUGGCUUCAGUGCAAAGCCUCAUUGUAAGAGUGAAUCUAGUUGCACUGUACUUUUUCGUGUGUGUGUGUGUUUGUUCAUUGUAUUUUUGUUUUUUAUUGAUUGUAUUUAUUUUAUUUUUGACAUCGCCAAACAUUUCCAGUGAUAAUGAUUUUAACUGCUGCUUUACUCAUCUCUGUCAAGUGUCCUACUGUACAAACAUCCUCUUCUUUUUGUUCUAAUCAUGCUAGUAAUAUUUAUUAAUGCUCUUUGAUGUGCUUGUAGCAUAUUAAAGCAUUUUAAUCAAACUGUAGCAUCAGCAAGGCAGGCUUAUCAGUCAGUUUUCCUAAAUAUAUCAUUUUAAUUAUACAUAUGCAGUAACUAUACCUAAUCAAAUGUGUUAUGUAUGAUAUUGAAGCCUUUUGAAAGUACCCCUUUUUCAUUGAUUUAUUUAAAACUCAUUCUGUUGCCAAGAUGUUGUUGUUGUUGUUGUUGUUUUUUUUAAAUUAGUAGUUCAUAUUUUUUUAAUUGUCUCCAUUCACUACAUUGUUUCUCAUUUCUCUCUGUUUACAUACAUGUAUUUAUUGUGCUGUACAGUACAUAUUGUUGCUCUUAUGUUGUUGUAAAUGAUUAUAUCAUCCCUUUUGGUGAUGGUGUUGUAUUAUGGAACUCUUACUGAGAGAAUGUUUGUUAUUCUUAGUAUGUAAUGAUCCCAUUGAUAUGUGUCUCUAGAGAGAUUGCGUAGAGAAAGGGGAAAGCCAAAUUAUAGUCAUUAUUGUGUUUAUUUUUCAUUCUUUCUUUUUUAAAGAAAGUGGUUCCGUGGCCUGAGGGUUGUGCCUUAUCAGAUAGCUCUUUAGUUUUUAUCCUCUUGCUGCACUAAAGAAACUACUGGCUGGAAACUGACCUAGAUGUGUUUGUUGUGUUCCUCCUGUUUAUGUGGCAUAAAUGCUCCAAGGAAAGAAAAAAAACAAAACAAUAGUUGUCAGACCUCAUUGGACAGGGUAAAAGCAGGCCAGUGUGGUGGGUUUGGAUUUGCGACCAAUUGUAAGUCCAUCAUAUUUUCGUCUAUGCUGUGUUCAUCUGAUCGAAACAUUCAAGAACAUUGGCGUUUCAUGCAAUAUGAGAGAACAUCUUUCUGUUGGGGGAUAACAGGGCAUUUUGAUUUCCAGAUCCAGAAAGGGGUUAGAGCAUCCUUCACAAAAAAAAAAACUCUAAAUGCUCAAUUUGGGACUCAUUUUGACACAUAUACUGUAGAUUGUUUAUGACCCUAAAUGGAUGAAAUCAGUGUGUCCUUCUCGUCUCUUUUUAAAUCAUGAGAGAAUUACACAAACAAAAUUUGACAUAUUUAGGGAUAACUUUUUUUUUUUUUUUCCAAUGUGAAUUGAAUGAGAAAAUUGUCUGGAGGUUUCACAAGACUGUGUAGUUGUUUAUUGGACUCCUUGUUUAUCGCAGUCUAUUGGAUAGAACUGUAGAAAUCAAAUUUACGUACGAAAACUGGUAAAAUCCAAUAAAAAUGUUUUUUAUAUGCACCAAAAUAAAAGCAUGGGUUGACUCUA
This is a messenger RNA of Megalobrama amblycephala (Wuchang bream), 6824 nucleotides long. RefSeq names its product phosphodiesterase 4D, cAMP-specific (gene pde4d). Gene Ontology annotation, molecular function: 3',5'-cyclic-AMP phosphodiesterase activity. Gene Ontology annotation, cellular component: perinuclear region of cytoplasm; nucleus; cytosol. Gene Ontology annotation, biological process: signal transduction. The transcript is spliced from 16 exons. The record is from RefSeq and is a predicted model, not a curated record. NCBI's taxonomy places the organism in Eukaryota, Metazoa, Chordata, Actinopteri, Cypriniformes, Xenocyprididae. Bases 1433 to 3649 code for a protein of 738 amino acids.